AUGCCGGAAGGAUCGGUGGACUUGAGCACGAAAGUCGUGUUCGCGAAGGGAAAAGUAAGUAUCACUCCCCCAAAAACUUUUUGUCUUCUUACUAUUUUUUCCGGUUUUCAGGUACUUCUCAUCGUCGUGAUGGCGAUCUACUUUGUGUCGGCACUGGCCGUCGUCGGAACCGGUAUUGCCGAACAGUAAGAGAAACGGAACGUGCAAACGAGAACUGAUCAUUUUCAGUUUCUCGUUUAAAUCCAAAGUCACGGCAGCAAAUCCUGAAAAAGAGGUCAAAGAAGCGGGGAUUGCGGCUGAUAUCGUCGGAGGAGUCAUCAUGUUCUUCCUCUUCAUUCCUGCUCUUCUUUGGGUAGAUCAUCGAACAGAAACACGCUGAAAACAUCAUCGGAGAUUCCUUUUCAGAUCGUCGAAGGACUUGUCAUUGCAACUUUGUUGUGUUGCAAGUCCAAGUGUUGUUACGGAUACUGCGCCAUUGUGGCGCUUCCGGUUGUUGGCAUGGGAGCCUUCACGGCCAUCAGCGUGCUCACCGCCGACAUUCCCUGGUUCUUUUUCCUCGGCGGCGUUUGGAUCUUGCUCAUUUUUAAGUGUAAAUAUCCUCGUGCACAUUAUUUGCAAUGGAAUCCUCCACUUUCAGACACAUUGUACAUGAUUUCUGCGUUCGGCAUCAUCACCAUUCUGAACGGAAUCGUGUGCAUCGUCGUCCUGUGCCGCCUGAGCUACUUUGAUCGUGCCGGCGGCGGAGAGGACUCGGAUCUCUACUCGCUGGACGAGGAAGACUUGGAAAAGAGCAAUUCGGCGAGCGAAGAGACCCUCAAGAACCUGACCGGAGUGUACUAG
Caenorhabditis sp. 36 PRJEB53466 is the source of this 840-nucleotide messenger RNA. The record is from the annotation of a GenBank genome assembly. NCBI's taxonomy places the organism in Eukaryota, Metazoa, Nematoda, Chromadorea, Rhabditida, Rhabditidae.